Messenger RNA from Trichophyton verrucosum HKI 0517, 1443 nucleotides. RefSeq lists its product as uncharacterized. The transcript has 7 exons. Gene Ontology annotation, molecular function: acetate kinase activity. Gene Ontology annotation, biological process: acetate metabolic process; phosphorylation. The record is from RefSeq and is a predicted model, not a curated record. Lineage: Eukaryota; Fungi; Ascomycota; Eurotiomycetes; Onygenales; Arthrodermataceae. Bases 1 to 1443 code for a protein of 480 amino acids.
AUGGGUGCAUAUAAGGAAAACCGCCGCCACAGCCAUGGAAGCUUUGUUGACAUCAUAAUGUUGGAGAAACCAGCUCUAGCCAUGGGUCGAGUCAUCCUCUCCGUCAACGCCGGCAGCUCGUCUGUCAAGGUGAACGUCUACCAUCUCAAGAACCCGCCCGUCGAAGUUGCAGCAGCCAGUGUGAGCGGCCUGACAGCGCCGCCGAGCGUCUUCAAGUACGAACAUGGCUCAAAUCACCAGAAGCACGAGACCGAGGAGGAGAUCAAGAGCCCGCAGGAUGCGUUCAAGUACAUUCUCAAGAGACUCCUGCAUGACCAGGAGCUGCAGGUCGUCAGCAGCAACUCUGACUAUGCCUAUGUUUGCCACAGAGUAGUCCACGGAGGAGAUCUAGAAGAGGAGGUUAUCAUACAUGAAAAGACGUUUAACAUGAAAAGACGUUUAAUUAUCUCGAGACGCUGCAAGACCUGGCGCCGCUGUAGACACAAUACAUCUGCGCUGGAAAUCAUCAAGACAUGUCUGCAGGAGGUUCCGUCUGCAAAGUCAGUGGCAUAUUUUGAUACCACAUUUCACCAAUGUCUACCGGAUUAUAUCAAGACAUACCCUAUAGACCCGGAGGUGGCCAAGUCGAAGAUGCUGAGGAAAUAUGGCUUCCAUGGAAUCAGCUUCUCCUUCAUCUUGCGGUCUGUAUCGGAGUUUCUGCACAAACCGGCCUCGGAAACAAGUCUAAUCGCACUUCAUCUUGGAAGCGGUGCUUCCAUCUGUGCUAUACAGGACGGUAAAUCCAUAGAGACUACCCUAGAAAUGGAGCCCAUGGCUGAUAUGCAUUGCAUUGCAGGAUGGGCCUCACUCCGCUCUCCGGACUUCCCGGCGCCACAAGGAGCGGAGACAUCGAUGCAAGGGCCAUGGUGUUUGGCUGACUGGUUCGACAGUCUUGUAUUUCAUUAUACAUCAGAGGCCAGCAAGCUAAGCUCUUCGAGUACCAAGGAGAUGCAUAUCAGCAAGGCUGAGGAGAUUCUCAACAAGAAGUCAGGCUGGAAGGCAUUGACCGGAACCACCGACUUCGCUAAGAUCGGAACGGACAAUCCGCCAACUGAGAUGCACAAGUUGGCAUUUGACAUCUUUCUUGAUCGUAUUGUUGGGUUUAUUGGGAAUUACUUCGUCAAGCUGGGUGGAAAGAUAGAUGCCAUUGUCUUUGCAGGGGGUAUAGGCGAGCGAAGUGCGCUUCUGAGAAGUUGCAUAGCAGAAAAAUGCCGAUGUAUCGGAAUUUCUAUGGACAGCGAGGCGAAUUCCGCUGGUAUUCCUAGUGAGGAUCAAACCGUGGUAGACAUUUCUGAGAAAUCUGGUCAGCGGCCUGCUGCUCUAAUUUGCCAGACGGAUGAAGCGUUUGAGAUGGCAUAUCGAUGCAUGAACAAGCCUCCCAGAGAGGAGCCAGCUCAUUUCUAA